Patella vulgata (common limpet) is the source of this 1826-nucleotide messenger RNA. RefSeq names its product DNA excision repair protein ERCC-8. Gene Ontology annotation, molecular function: protein binding. The transcript has 5 exons. Gene Ontology annotation, biological process: protein polyubiquitination; transcription-coupled nucleotide-excision repair; proteasome-mediated ubiquitin-dependent protein catabolic process. The coding region runs from base 103 to 1311 and encodes 402 amino acids. The record is from RefSeq and is a predicted model, not a curated record. Lineage: Eukaryota; Metazoa; Mollusca; Gastropoda; Patellidae. Gene Ontology annotation, cellular component: Cul4A-RING E3 ubiquitin ligase complex; nucleotide-excision repair complex.
GUAAAACCAAUAUUUUGUAAUCAUUUGUAAUAAUCCACCACCAAUGAAUUCAUACUUUAAAUAGAUUUCCGUCUGUGAAGAUUAAUAUCUCAUAGUAAUGAAAUGUUAAGCUUUUUAGCUGGCCGUGAAUCGGGUUCUACUAACCCCUUUCUCUUGAGGCGAGCUGAAAUAACAAGAAGAAUAUUCAGUUUAGAUCUGAGUAAACACAGAGAUGUAGAACGGAUUGACUCACUGGGUGGAAUAAAUUCAUUAAACAUUGAUACCAUUGAAAACAGAUAUCUUUUAUCUGGUGGAUCAAAUGGUGGCAUAGCUAUUCAUGAUUUAGACAAUUUUCAAGGAGAAACAAAGUUUACCUGUCGUCAGAUUUGCCACAUACCCAAUUCUGACAACAAUGCUCAUCGAAAAAGCAUAGAGACAGUUCAGUGGUAUCCAUUAGAUACUGGUUUAUUUACAACAAGUGGUACUGAUAAACAGCUAAAAAUAUGGGACACAAAUACACUUGUUCCAGCAGAUACAUAUAGUUUUGAUGGUAUUGUUUACAGUCAUCAUAUGUCACCAAUAGCCACAAAACAUAGUCUUAUAGCUACUGGUUGUGAUAAGUCCACUAUAAAACUUGUUGAUUUAAGAGCUGGAUCAUCUACACAAAUGUUAAAAGGUCACAAAGCAGCAGUAUUAUGUGUCCAAUGGUCAACAAGGGAUGAAUUUAUUUUAGCAUCUGGAAGUUCAGAUAAUGGAGUUUUAUUAUGGGAUAUCAGAACUGCUAAAGGAUGUUUGAUGUCGCUUGAUCAGCACAAUGGUGAAGCUGCAUCUGCUGCAAAUAAAAUUAAAACAGCCCAUAACGGUCGGGUGAAUGGUUUGUCAUUUACAGCAGAUGGUCUCCAUUUAGUUACAUUUGGUACAGAUAGUAGAUUAAGAUUAUGGAACACUACUACAGGAAAAAAUUCAUUAGUAAAUUAUGGAAAUAUUGAAAAUGAUGGACGUAAAUCAAUCAAAUUUUCGUUAUCAUCUGGGGGAUGUCCAGAUGUAAUUUUUGUACCUGAUGACAGUAAUUUAACUAUGUUAGAUCUUCAUGGAGGUACUCAAAUCAAAACACUAAGAGGACAUUAUAAUCAAGUGAACUGUUGUGUUUUUCAUCAAGAUAGACAAGAACUAUACAGUGGAGGUAAUGAUAGGAAUGUACUGGUUUGGCUUCCACAAACUGAUCAUGCAUACGAUGAUUUCCUUAAAACGGACAGUAAAACAAAAGAUAAACAUAGUUUUACUAAAAGAAUUGCUGCUACAACAGAUACUUGGAGUGAUGAUGAUGAUUAAUCAGAUACAAAACCUCAGGGAUACAUAUUAAAAAUACUGCCUUUAUCAAAGUUUACAUGAACUAUCCCAUUUAGUUGUACUCAGGUUAUUUUAUUACCAUUGUUGUAUCGUAACUUGCUUUCAUAAUUUUGAAAUGAAACAGAUAUUUGUCUGAAUGUUUUAAGAGUCCAGUAAAAUUAUUGUGCCUCGUUCAAAGAAUUUGGCUAACUAAAUUUCUGGCCAAUCUUUGGUAAAAAAAAAUGAAUGAAGUAGUGAUAGGCCAGUUGUAAUUCAUUCAUUCCCAUUCCCAUUCCAUUUUGUAAUUAUCAUUCUGUCUAGUAGGCCUAUUCAUUUGCAUCCGAUUACAAACUAGCUUCUGGAGAUCUGGGCAUUGUCAUAAAUUAUCCAUGUAAAAUGGUGUUAAUGUAUUUAUGUUUGUUAAUUUAUUUACAUGUCGCUUGUAUUUUUUUUAUGACUGAAUAUAUACACACAUCUAUUGUAUUAUAUGUAAAUAAGGAAAUACACAUUUAUUUAUU